Messenger RNA from Ostreobium quekettii, 522 nucleotides. Lineage: Eukaryota; Viridiplantae; Chlorophyta; Ulvophyceae; Bryopsidales; Ostreobiaceae. The record is from the annotation of a GenBank genome assembly.
AUGCCGAAACAGAAGAGGUACAUGGACGCGCUGGGAGAGCUCUCUGGGAGCGACAGCUCCGAAGACGAAGGCUCCCCUGAGCCAGAGGCCAAACGCAAGAAGCCUGAUGUCACUCUGGAGGACCUGCACAACUGUGGAUACAAGGGCGGACCCUCGGUGCUCUUUGUGCCCGAGCCAUGCCAAGCUGAUGAGAUUGAAUUACAAGUGUCUGAUGGCCGUGAGCAUAAAUUGAAGGAAAGCGAGGAGGAAACAUGGGAGGAGCGCGAACGAACCCGAGCAGCUGCAACAGUUGGAGUUGCAGAGUCUGCAAAGUUUGUGAAAAAGAGGAUGGCAUUGACAGAGAAGCUGAGGGAAGAGAAAAAGGCCGAGCAAAUUAAAAUGGCAAAGGAAGGAAGGCUGACUUUCAAGCAAAAGGAGAAACGGAAGCGAGACGCAGGCCAAGCGAAAGGAGGAAAGAAUUUCGUUGAAGAGGAGAAGAGGGUUGCAAGAGAUUUUGGUGUAUAUUCCAAUUUCGACAACUGA